UGGGCGCGUCUGUAGUGUAGUCCCGCGGCUGCAUGUGUGGAGGAGCAGGAGUCUCAUUUCCACAAAAAAUGGGUUUCCUAAACGCGUUCCUAUGUGCUGUUCGGGGUUCUGCCUUCCAUAUUGUGAAUAAGGGAGGUGUAAAUAGACAGUUCCCCAUGAGAAUUUCUCAGCCACUCUUGCAGUGUAGGAUGUUGAUGCUAACUCACUGCUUGAAGAACCAAGAGAAGGCGAGCCCUUCCGAAAAGUUGGAUCUAGACACGUGGAAAACUAUUUUAAGGAGUGCCGCACCAAAGCCUGAAAGUGAAGAAUGUGAAGAAGAAACGCAAGAGGAGUCCACCAUAGAAAGUAUGGAGAAACUUGUUGACAUGUGGAGACUGGCAGGAAAGGCUGUACCUGAUUCUAUUAGCACAGAGGAACUACAGGUCCUUCUGAAGCUUGCCACAAAGUCUUCCAGAAGAAAAUACUUGAAACAACUCCAACUUAAAGAACAUAAAAAGAAAAACAAGCAAAAAAAGAAAUUGGAAAAAGAGCAGACAAAGAGUGAUAUUGAGAUGGAGAUGAACACUGAAAAACCAAGUUCCUACUUCUUGAAGUUCUGGAGUAGGUCAGAAGAUUGCUUUGAUGCAUGGCGAGGUGCCCAAGCAAUGAUAUUUGGCCAGCCUCUAGUAUUUGAUAUGGUUUACGACCGUUACAUGUCACAGAGGGAAAUGGAAAAUACAGUGAGCCAGCUUCAGAUGUCUGAAGGUUUCAACAGAAAGUCGAUGGAGCCCUUUCAUAUCCACUUCUGUAAUUUAAAGCCCAAUGGUCCAUACCAUGAAGAAUUGGUGAAACGUUACCAAGGUGCCUGGGAUAAUCUCUUAAUAACUGCCACUGAAAAGUCUCAUGUGGACAUCUUCCCCAAAGAUCGGCUGGUUUACCUGACCGCUGACUCUCCAAAUGUGCUAAAGACCUACGACCAUGAUAAAAUUUACAUCAUUGGUGCUUUCGUUGACAAAAGUCAGAAGACUGGAGUGUCUUUAGGAAAUGCCAAGCGGCUGCAGUUAGCCACCGCGCGACUACCAUUGGACAGCUUUCUGAAGUGGAACUGUGGAGGGAAAAAUCUCACCCUGAACAAUGUGAUUGAAAUCCUGAUGACUCUAAGGGACACUGGGGACUGGGCGAAAGGACUGUCAUCUGUACCGACAAGAAAGCACCAUGGAUUUAGGGAAAGAUGUGACUCUUCCGAAGCAGUCUUGUCAAAUACUAAACUAUAUGAGCUAAUGAAAAAGAAGGCCACAGACCAGAAAAAGGAGUCUCAGACGGAUUUUGCGCAGCAGGGGCCUAAAGACUGGUGGCAAGAGAAGGACUAAUGUAAAGCAUAGUAAAUCUUAUUUUUAGAAGUUUUAUACUUGUGUAAUUUACUUUAUUGCAUGAAUAUAGGCAUAAUGAAUACUGAAAUAAAACACAUAAGGAUAGCCUCCACAGCAGUACAAUACCCUUAUCCGUAUGACAUGUACAGCGGAAGUUGCCAUUUUAACCCUUAAGAUACCGGAGAUACUUUUUUAUUAUUCUUUCUGAUCUUCCUUGAGCCGUAAGUCUAC
This is a messenger RNA of Bufo bufo (common toad), 1580 nucleotides long. It is a transcript of the gene TRMT10C, whose product is annotated as tRNA methyltransferase 10C, mitochondrial RNase P subunit. The coding region runs from base 33 to 1349 and encodes 438 amino acids. Lineage: Eukaryota; Metazoa; Chordata; Amphibia; Anura; Bufonidae. Gene Ontology annotation, cellular component: nucleoplasm; nucleus; mitochondrion. The record is from RefSeq and is a predicted model, not a curated record. The transcript has 2 exons. Gene Ontology annotation, biological process: mitochondrial tRNA 5'-end processing; positive regulation of mitochondrial translation. Gene Ontology annotation, molecular function: tRNA binding.